AUGCUUCGUGUCUGGCGACCUUCUGGGCAAGAGCUGGCCCCUGUGAGCGCAGAGGAGUUCAAGGAUGCAGCAGCUUUGAAGGAGCAUUUGCGCGAAGUGUAUGGUUUUCCUUUCUCUUUGCAGCAACUUAUGCACGAAGGGAAUCUCUUGGAGGGUUGUGCAGAACUGGAUGCCCCGAUGGACUUGCAGCUAGUGCUGUUGACCAUCUCGGGGCUUUCGCCAAGCGACAAAACUGCCAGAUUUGCUGAAGCAGAGCUGGCAGAUGCUGCCCGGCGGAAUUGUGAGAAAGUGGCACGCUACUUGCUGGAAGCCGGUGUAGGAGCAGAUCGCAGAGACGAUGCCGGCAAGACAUUUCUUAUGCUCGCAUCCAGGAAUGGUCACUUGGAGGUCGCCCGCUUGCUUCUGGAAGCUGGUGCUAAAAAGGAUCUCGAAGACGGUUGCGGGCAAACAGCCCUAAUGUUCGCAUCAUGGUAUGGUCACCGGGAAGUUGUACGAGCGCUGCUGGAAGCUGGUGCUGACAAAAAUCACAUAGAUAAUCAAUGCCAAACCGCCCUAAUGUUUGCAUCGACCAGUGGCCAUGUGAAGGUCGCACGUUUGCUGCUGGAGGCUCGUGCUGAAACAUACUGCCAGGACAUGUGCGGCAUGACAGCACUAAUGCAGGCCGCUGCCCGCGGGCAGCUGGAGAUCGCUCGCUUGCUUCUGGAAGCUCGCGCUGCAAAGCACAUCGCAGACGAGGACGGGAGGACAGCCGCAAUGUUGGCAUCUGAGCAUGGUCACCAGGAGGUUGCGCGUCUGCUGGAAGCUGGUGUUUAA
This is a messenger RNA of Symbiodinium sp. CCMP2456, 813 nucleotides long. The record is from the annotation of a GenBank genome assembly. Lineage: Eukaryota; Dinophyceae; Suessiales; Symbiodiniaceae.